AUGAAGGAGAUCCAGACUGUGACCCAGUACUCAAAUGAUGUCUCUAGCGUGUGGAAUGCAGUAGCUCUGUGGGCAUGGGACAUUGUGGUUGAUAACUGUGCCAUUUGCAGAAACCAUAUUAUGGAUCUGUGCAUAGAAUGUCAAGCAAACCAAGCAUCAGCUACCUCUGAAGAGUGCACAGUUGCAUGGGGCGUCUGCAAUCAUGCUUUCCACUUCCACUGCAUCUCUCGCUGGCUCAAAACUCGCCAAGUAUGUCCGCUGGACAACAGGGAAUGGGAGUUCCAAAAGUAUGGACACUAGAGAGAUGGUGGCCACGCUUCUUGUUACGUCGUCAGCCUCAGUUGUUCAUGUCACUAUGGGUUUGUUUUAGCAACUUGAAAAAUCAGUAAUGUAUACGACUCUUCUUUAAUCUUAAUUUCUCCCUAUUGUAUACCAUUGAAUAAAAUCUUGCUGGAGCUUCCCGU
This is a messenger RNA of Pygoscelis adeliae (Adelie penguin), 464 nucleotides long. RefSeq names its product ring-box 1, E3 ubiquitin protein ligase (gene RBX1). Gene Ontology annotation, biological process: ubiquitin-dependent protein catabolic process; protein ubiquitination. Gene Ontology annotation, cellular component: nucleus; cullin-RING ubiquitin ligase complex. The coding region runs from base 1 to 300 and encodes 99 amino acids. The record is from RefSeq and is a predicted model, not a curated record. The transcript is spliced from 5 exons. Gene Ontology annotation, molecular function: cullin family protein binding; ubiquitin protein ligase activity; zinc ion binding. NCBI's taxonomy places the organism in Eukaryota, Metazoa, Chordata, Aves, Sphenisciformes, Spheniscidae.